AUGGCCGUCACUUGGAAAACACUUAAAUUAACUCUCUUAACUCGAUUCAGAACUACAAGCUCCUCUUCUUCCACAUUCUCAUUCUCCUCGUCUGAAGACAAUGAAAGCACUCUCGAUGAUGAAGCCCAAGCACUAAGAAAAGAACGUACAGGACAUAGCUGCAAGAAGAAGAGUCACCUGGAGAAAUUGGAGAGAGUUAUUAUUUUCUGUAAAAGAUACUUUUGGCAGAAAGUGUCGCAUAAGCCCCUACCUGCAAGACCAAUGGAGCCAAACAAUCUUCACAGAGGUAUGAUUCCAUCAAUCCAGACAAUGAAGUCGAGAGAAAUGAUCGAUCAACAGGUCGGUGGAGAAUCCUCAGUCAGAGGCUAUCCUCUUCCCGUUGAUCCUUCUAGCAAAUUUGCAUUCGAUCAUUCGACAAAGUCGCAAGCUUCUGUUGAUGUUUGUCUCCCUAGAUCUAUUGACUGGGAAUCAGUUGAAGGACGAGGCUCUAGACUCUUGGAAGACUCAGACAUCGAAAUGGAGAUGGAAGUUGCAGGCCAUGAAAAUGGUGAACAUAUUGAUGGGGUUGUUGAAAGUGUUAAACCACGAGUUCGAUUUCCGGUAAUGACACAAGGAACUAUCAAUCCCAUGGCCAUUACACAACUUCAAGAUGAGCUUGAGGAUGUCAAUAGAAAAUUGGAUAAGCUGCAAGCAACAUCUGUACCAUUAAAGGAUGAAAUCACCCUACCAAAGAGAAUGAGUCUGCCGCAAUUGAUGGAGAUGUUUCCAGCAAUGGGAGAUCAGAUCAAUGCUAAGAUGAACCAGGGGUUGAAUGAUGCUCGCGAAGAAUACGAGGUAAAACUCAAGAGGUUGCAAGAUGAUCACAAUGACGAGGUUUUGAGAAUGGGAGCGAUUGCAAGCGAGAUGGAGUCAAAAUUGAACAAAGCUGAAGAAAAAUUGAGGGGCUUGGCAGUGUUUGGCCAGAGAUCCCCAAAUGAGUCGUUCGGUAAUGUCUUGCCUGACAUUCAAAACUCUCAUGGCCCUUCAAGAAACACUACCAAUAGCAGACAAGACCUUUGUCCACCCGCACAGAUUGUCAAUUCUCAAGCUCCACAAGCGUUUACUUUCGGUUCUCCUACAAACCCUUUCCGAAAUAACGGAUUGGUAAACAGCGAUGGUUCUUCUACUCAUUUUACAAACCCUUUCCAAAACAAUGGAUUGGCAAACGGCAAUGGUUCUUCUACCCCUCUUAUGAAUCCUUUCCGAAACGAAGGAUUGACAAACGGCGAUGGCUCUCCUUCCUCUUUCGCAAACCCUUUCCGAUUGGCAAACGGUGACGGCCAAAAAAGGGGAUGCGACGAGCCUGUUCAACCCGAGUUCGGCAGAGAUGUCAAGAGAGUGAAGAGAGAGCAGUUUUGA
Molecule: messenger RNA, 1398 nt
Organism: Botrytis fragariae
Lineage: Eukaryota; Fungi; Ascomycota; Leotiomycetes; Helotiales; Sclerotiniaceae
Exons: 4
Coding region: 1-1398 (465 amino acids)
Source: RefSeq, a predicted model, not a curated record